AUUGUGGGUACACAUUUUGCUUGAUAUGAAUAUUUCCAACACAUUACAGAUCAGACCAGUAGUAAAGCUGGAAAGACGCUAAACAGAUUCCAUAUUCCAUAUAUCUUUAUUGUCCCACUAUGGGGAAAUUCGGUUUGCAGUCAGGGAGAUACAACGCCAAUGAUUCACACUCAUAACAAAUGAAGUAAAACAACAAAUAAGACAAUUGAUACAACCAAUUUACCUGAAAUACACAUAGUUUUUUCCAAAGAUUAGAUAGAUUGACCGCAGUAGCCAGUUUAGGGCCGGGGUGGAGAUUUACGAAAAUCAGUCGCUAUUUGCUGAACACUAGAAAGCUGUGUGAAUCUCCAGUGUUUAUGCAAACGAUCGUAAACAAAACUGGAUUCGUUUAAUUAAGAUCACUUACCGAUCACUAUGAAAAAAUCAAUUAUCGAAGCGUCGGGGAUUGUGUUCAUUUAAUUUCAUCAGUUGCCUAUAAUUACUUUAAAACGGUACACUUUGCCAACGUAAUUUUCUGACAGUAGGUAGCUAAUCGGUAGCCUAUAGCCUACCAACAUUUAGUCUAUCGUGGCACUUUAAUCCCAGGCACAAUUCAUAGUUGAGAACAUAUAAACUGAUUUGACUUACUUGAUAUUCAGAUGAAACCAUUUCAAUGUAAUUUAUAUUCUGGGUUUGAUAAACCUAGGGGGCAUGAAGUGGUCCAUAGUUUUUGUUUUCAUCAAGAUCCAUUUAUGAAUGACGUUUUUCAAAAUGAUUCCGAUAAGAUGUAGCCCAUUCAUACCUUCCACUGUGUAGGCUACUACCAUGCACAUUUAUGAUCACCAGCUUGUGACGUCAAAGUAGUCAAUGUAUCUACACGAAAGAAUAUUUCUGACCCUCUGUCACGUCAUCAAAGUUUAGAUAUAUCAUAUAUAAAUUUCCACACCAAACAAGUAAAGUCAGUUCUUCGCCAUACUAAGGUUGUACAAGGUCUUACGUAUUCAGCGAAAGAACCAAGCGUUCAACAUGAUAUCUUCUGAAUCCGAACAGUACGACUACACGGACGAUUUAGGCUAUGGAAUGUUCGGCACGGUCGCGACUUACCAGCGGCAAAGCGACAAGAAAAUCGUUGCAGUGAAGAGACUGUUCCACGUGAACAGUCGGAUGGCCAUCCGAGAAGCACGACUUCUAUCUGCUCUCACGGCCCAUAACGCGUACAACCACCACAUUGUACGCUUCUAUGAAGGUUUUUCGGACGAUUUUUUCUUUUACAUAGUGGAAGAGGCACUGGAACAGAACCUGAAUAAUUAUCAGAAGACGAACGCGCUGAAAAGGUUUGAAAUCCGGGACGUCCGGACGAUUGUUCUGCAGCUGCUCAUUGCGCUGGCCAAACUGGAGGACAUGGGGAUCGUCCAUACUGACAUCAAGCAGGAGAACAUCCUGCUCGUUAACCAUGGCCGCCAGCCUUUCCGAGUGAAGCUGGCUGACUUUGGCUCCGCCAUGACCGCAAACGAGCUGGCUAAAAUGUGGACGCCAUACAUUCAGCCCAGAUUUGUUCGAGCUCCCGAGGUCCUCCUGGCCUGUCCGUGCAACCCGAAGAUCGACAUGUGGUCUCUGGGCUGCGUGAUGGGGGAAAUGGCAAUUGGCCGCAUGGUGUUCCCCUCGCUGUGUGAGCUGGAGCUGGCCCACAGCAUCUUUGGCACCCGGGGAAUGCCCUCUGCCGCAAUGCUGAGCUCGGGCAUCAAAACAAAGACGUUUUUUGAUUGGGUGGAAACCAGCAAGGGGGUAUAUGGCUGGCAGCUGAAGCCAUACAAUGUCAGGCAGCUGUUCUCAGGGACCCAGAGCUUGAGGGGUUAUGCGCCAGCCAACCUGGACCUGCUGCAAAACAUGGAGGAACUAGAACACGGCUCAGAAGAGCAGGAUUUUGCAGAGCUGGAUGACCGCAGGAGCCUGGUGGACCUGCUCGACCGGAUGCUGGUCCUCGAGCCGGAGCAGAGGGUCGGCCCCAACCAGGCCCUGCGGCACCCUUUCCUGACCCUGAAACACCUCAGCGGGCGCGCAAAGCCCCUCGCGCAGUCCUCGCUGCAGGCGUACAGGGAGGCAGGCGUGUGUCCGCCCCAGGACCGGGCGUGGAAUUGCGACUCCUCCUCUGAGGAGGGCGACCCCGAGGUCCCGAAGAAGAGGAGGCGCUCCGUGAGACGGUCGCUGCGCUCGUUCUUCUCGCGCCUCUUCUCACGCCGGCGCAAGAGGCAGCCUGCGACCUCUCAGGUCAACGUAGACCCCCCGGAGGGUCCCAGCUCUGCCGCCCGCGGAGGCCAGCCGGCCCGAAACCCCGUGACGACGGAGCAGCAAAGCCCGGAGGCCUCGAGCAGCAGUUCAGCCUUCGAGUCCGAGGAGAGCAGCACUGAGGACAGCGGCGGCGCUCCGGCCGCCCCCGAGGGGCCCCCCAAAAAGAGGGGCUUCCUGAAGUGGCUGCGGACCCGCUUCUCGGGAUGCCGGGGCAAGAAGUCCGCCUCCACUCCGGGCAGCAACAGCAGCCUGUAGGGUUUUGGGGAGGCGGAGAGCACGGGAAACACCAGAAGAUGGUGUGGUGAGGUUGUCAUGGCUCUGGCCUUCCUUUGUUGCGAAAAAAA
Messenger RNA from Anguilla rostrata (American eel), 2612 nucleotides. RefSeq names its product homeodomain-interacting protein kinase 4-like. NCBI's taxonomy places the organism in Eukaryota, Metazoa, Chordata, Actinopteri, Anguilliformes, Anguillidae. Gene Ontology annotation, biological process: peptidyl-serine phosphorylation; peptidyl-threonine phosphorylation. Gene Ontology annotation, molecular function: ATP binding; protein serine/threonine kinase activity; protein tyrosine kinase activity. The record is from RefSeq and is a predicted model, not a curated record. The coding region runs from base 1006 to 2523 and encodes 505 amino acids. Gene Ontology annotation, cellular component: nucleus; cytoplasm. The transcript is spliced from 3 exons.